AUGGAUGAAUACAACCGCUUUGUGGAUUGGGACAAAAUGGAUGUUACUGUCCAGAGCCAGGAUGCCAAGGAGUUGACGUGCACAGAGUUCCAGGAGCUCAAGCAGCUGGCCCGGCAGGGCUACUGGGCCAAGAACCACUCUCUGAGAGCCAAAGUGUACCACAAACUAAUUAGCAAUAUCCCGUGCCGCACAGUCACCCCGGAUGCAAACGUGUACCGGGACAUUGUUGUGAAGAUUGUUGGAAAACGUAACAGCAGCUCCCUUCCGCUACCGGAGUUCGUGGAUAACAGCCUGGUCCCCACGUACUGCUUGAAUGCAGAAGGCAUCGGGGCAGUCAGGAAGAUUAUAUUGUGCAUUGCGAAUCAGUUCCCGGACAUAUCGUUCUGCCCAGCACUGCCUUCUGUCAUAGCCUUGCUCCUCCACUACAGCAAGGAUGAGGCAGAGUGCUUUGAGCAGGUUUGCCGCAUCCUUGCUUGCAACGACCCAUCUAAGCGGCUCAUCGAUCAGACGUUCUUGGCUUUUGAGUCCUCCUGCAUGACCUUCGGUGACCUGGUGAACAAGUACUGUCAGGCGGCACAUAAGCUGAUGGUGGCGGUGUCGGAGGACGUCUUGGAGGUAUACUCCGACUGGCAGCGGUGGCUCUUCGGAGAACUGCCGAUGGUGUACGUUGCUCGGGUCUUUGAUGUGUUUCUGGUGGAGGGCUACAAAGUUCUUUAUCGUGUGGCGCUGGCUCUGCUGAAGUUUUUUCACAAAGUCCGAGCAGGGCAGCCCGUGGAGUCUGACAGCAUACAGCAGGACAUUCGAGCUUUUGUGAGAGACAUUGCCAAGUCAGUGUCUCCGGAGAGGCUUCUGGAAAAAGCCUUUGCUAUCCGCCUUUUCUCACGGAAGGAGAUCCAGCUUCUGCAGAUGGCCAAUGAGAAGGCUUUGCAGCAGAAGGGCAUCACGGUCAAGCAGAAAAGUCUUGCAUCUCCCAAAAGACAGAAUGUGCACUUGGCAGUUCAUGCUGAGAAUUUCAAGUCUGAAAUUGUCAGUGUGAAAGAGAUGCGAGACAUCUGGUCAUGGAUCCCAGAGCGAUUUGCACUUUGCCAGCCCCUCUUGCUUUUCACCACCUUGGAACAUGGCUGUAGUCUGAGCAGGUUCUAUUCUCACAGUGAGGGACACGAACCGACUCUUCUUCUCAUCAAGACCACAGCAAAAGAGGUCUGCGGUGCUUACCUGUCAACUGACUGGAGCGAGCGCAGGCGAGGAGGGAACAAGCUGAGUUUCUUUGGAACUGGGGAGUGCUUUGUAUUUAGGCUGCAGCCAGAAGUGGAACGCUACGAGUGGGUGAUCAUAAAACACCCAGAACUGGCCACGGCUGGAUCGGAGCCAGAAAAUCACGCCUCACCAGCUUCAAGUACCCUCUCUUCCAGCAGUGUCCCAUCAGACCCCUCAGAUCGCCUUUCUCCCUUCUUAUCAGCUCGGCACUUCAACCUACCUUCCAAAACAGCCUCUAUGUUCAUGGCUGGCAGCAGUGAAUGCAUCAUUAUAGGAGGUGGUGAUGGCCAGGCUCUUUACCUCGAUGCAGACCUGAACCACGGGAGAACCAGCCACUGCAAUACUUUCAAUAAUCAGCCAUUGUGCUCUGAAAGCUUCCAGAUCUCUGUCCUGGAGGUGUGGGGCUUCAGGGACACUAUGAAUGGUUGACGUGAAUAUCAUUAAUCAACUAGUUUUUCAAUUGUCUUAGGAUUCCCAAGGCAAAUUCUAAUGCAGGAGCCACGUUUGAACAGAAUUUCUGCUGUGCUCGCUGGUUUUUUGGUAAUUACUAAGCGGUGCACUUGAAAGCA
Messenger RNA from Eurypyga helias (sunbittern), 1826 nucleotides. It is a transcript of the gene TBC1D24, whose product is annotated as TBC1 domain family, member 24. The record is from RefSeq and is a predicted model, not a curated record. The transcript has 7 exons. Lineage: Eukaryota; Metazoa; Chordata; Aves; Eurypygiformes; Eurypygidae. Bases 1 to 1686 code for a protein of 561 amino acids.